Molecule: messenger RNA, 2600 nt
Organism: Ostrinia nubilalis (European corn borer)
Lineage: Eukaryota; Metazoa; Arthropoda; Insecta; Lepidoptera; Crambidae
Product: beta-1,4-galactosyltransferase 7
Exons: 3
Coding region: 118-1029 (303 amino acids)
Biological process (GO): carbohydrate metabolic process; proteoglycan biosynthetic process
Cellular component (GO): Golgi apparatus
Molecular function (GO): xylosylprotein 4-beta-galactosyltransferase activity
Source: RefSeq, a predicted model, not a curated record
AAUUUGGUUUUAUUCCUGUCGGGUUUCGUGCAAAUGUUUUAUCACAAUUUAUUAAUGAAAUUGUGAUGAUUACUUGAAAAUUAUGCAUCGGAGUGCUAACACUUGACGUCGACUUGUAUGUACGGAAGUGUUGAUUUAAUGGGAUAUAGAAUAAGUGCCUCACGAUGCCUUGCAUUUUGCUUGGGCAUAACUUUUAUUAUGGGCUGCUAUUUAGCCUCAUUACCGAUACAAUCAGAAAAACAGGCAUUACCUAAACCAAUAAUACAGCAGAUCUCAUCGAAAGUGCCGAAUAAAAAACGUUUAGCAAUACUCGUGCCGUUCAGAGAUCGCUUCGAGGAGCUCUUAGAGUUUGUGCCACACAUGUACGGCUUUUUAAACAAGCAGAAUAUACCGUUUCACAUAUUUGUGGUGCAGCAAAAAGAUAGCAAUCGAUUCAACCGUGCAUCGCUGAUAAAUGUUGGGUUUUUGUACACAAGGAACGAUUACGACUACAUUGCAAUGCAUGACGUGGAUUUACUUCCUGUAAAUGACGACUUGAAGUACGAUUAUCCUGCAUCAGGACCUUUUCACAUCUCGUCUCCGCAAACUCAUCCAAAAUAUCAUUACGAAACAUUCAUUGGUGGGAUAUUGCUAGUCAAAAGAGAGGACUACGAGCUAGUUGACGGAAUGUCAAAUAACUACUGGGGCUGGGGACUGGAAGACGAUGAAUUCUAUGUGCGACUAAAAGACGCACGGUUGAAAGUUACAAGACCAGCUAAUAUUACUACAGGACCAGAAAAUACUUUCAGGCACAUCCAUGACAAAACAUACCGCAGGCGUGACAUGCGGAAGUGUUUCAACCAGCGCGAGGUCACGCGACGCAGAGACCGAUUGACAGGCCUCCACAACGUGCAAUACAAACUGUGGAGCACCCACACGGUCACCAUUGACGAACUUCCCAUCACCGUGUUAAACGUGGAAUUGUUGUGUGAUAAAGCAGCUACACCGUGGUGUCAGUGCCCGGAACCAGUGAAGGUUAAAAAGCCAUAGUAAGGACUCUAAGAAAGUAUGUUGCUUCCCUAAAAAAUUGAUAUUGACUGUGUUAAGACACUUUGUAGCCAAGAAACGAUUGUUUUUUGUAUUAGGCACAACAUAUUAAAUCGAUAUGUUUAAUGACUAAUUCGGACCUGCCACCAAUGGAUGGAUGGUUAAAUUUCAAACAAAAAGACAAUCAACAUCGGUUCAUACGAAACCAUGUCUCUAAAACUUAUAAUACUCUUCUUUUUGUAAGAGUCAAAAGUUAUAAUUUAGUUUCUAAAUUUUAAGUGCCUAUAUUCAGUGGCAUUUGCUCAUACAUUGUAAUAAAUAAUUAAGAUUAUUGUAAUAAUUCUAGUGUCAUUUUGUAAAUAGUAAAAUUGGCUUUACAUUGAGAUUAGAUAUGGAUUAUAAUAAGCCUACUAACUCAUUUUCAAGAGAUUUUAUUUUGGACUCCAAUAUGCAAUACAUAUAAAUGUGCUAAUCUACAAUAUUUUGCGGAUAUUGAUUAUCUAAAUCGCCUAUGCCUAAAAGAUAUUGCCUAUGACUAAAAAAUAGUUACAAGUUGGGGCAUUUUUUGUAAGUCACUCUGAUUCUCUGAACUCUGUCGCUCUGUUUGAGCGAAAACUACUUAGCCCCUCUAUAUGUCAUUUAAACAAACGCCCGUAUUCACAAACAUUACUAUGAGGUCUCACAGUGCGAGUGGACGCACAGGGUGACACACAAACCAAUCACAGAGCUCUAUUCAACGCUGCGCAUUCGAUUUGCUGCUUCACUUAGCAAGCAUCGUUUGUGAAUACGGGUGUUGGCCCCUCUAUACAAAGUAUACUCGUAGCAAAUUCAAUGAGGGCUAUCGUUUUUAUACUUAACAGUUGACACCCCUGGCGAUUGACAGGACCUUACUCUACAGUGGCGCCAUCUUGAUGAGUGCAAAUGCGAUAGUCCUCCUACCACUUUAGCGCUCACAAGUUGGCGCCACUGUCUUCGCUACUAGCAAGUGACAGGACCUUACUCUACAGUGGCGCCAACUGGUGAGCGCUAAAACGAUAGCCCUCAUUGCGUCACAUCACAAGCAUUCGAGAUUAGAAUUGUUUUCUAGACAAAGUUACGUUUUUGACAGUUUUAAUUUCGAGAUCGAUUCGCCCCAAGUUCUUGUAUUUAACUACAUACUUUGCUCUGUGAAGCUAUUUGGAAAUUAAAACUUACAAGUUUCUUUGUGUAAGGGUUGAGAUAACUCCCUCCUCCCUGUAUACAACCCGAUCAAGCUAACUGCGCAUCAGCCGCACACCUCCCCGCGUUCCCGUCCGUACCAGAACGUCGAUGUGACGUCACUGUGGUCAGGUGCGCAGUUAACUUGAUCAGGUUGUAAGAAAAAACUCCUGUGUAAACUUUAGCUUGAUAAUCUGCUACAGUAUAUUUUUAUUACCAGUGAAUCAGUAUGAUUUUUAUACUGUAUUUUUCGCAAAUGACCCUAUUAUAAUAAAUAAUAAUUACCUGCCAUUUCCAAGAACCUGUGUCGCCAUUAUACAGAAAGGAAAGGAAUGUUAAUAAAACAAUUUUUAAAUAAAUAAAUAAUUUAUUAAGCA